AUGCCGCCCACCGCAGACCCCCCAUUUUCCGAAGCCCUCUGGCUGAGUCGCGGCUACAGCCCGUACUACGACGACUCGCACAGGAGGCUGCAAAAGGAGGUGCGGGAGUACGUUGAGACAUCCAUUGCGCCACACUGCGAGCAGUGGGAGAAGCAGGGUUUUGUUCCGCCGGAGGUCUACAAGCGGCAUGCAGAGCUCGGAUACGUGGCUGUCACGCCAUACCCCCUCGCGGCUGGACAUGUCAGCGGGCAGCGACUUCCCGGCGGGAUCGCGCCCGAGAAAUGGGAUGCGUUCCACGAUUUGAUUCUCAUCGACGAGAUUGCACGCUGCGGCUACCUCGGCGUCAUCUGGGCGCUGGGCUGUGGGAAUUCCAUCGGCGGCCCUCCGGUCAUCACCUUUGGGAAUGAAGAGCAGAAGCAGCGAUUCUUGCCAGAUAUGCUGAGUGGAAGAGCUCGGUUCUGCUUGGGGGUUACUGAGCCCGACGCCGGAUCCGACGUGGCUGGUAUCACCACCACGGCUGAGCGACGGGGCGAUGUUUAUGUCGUCAACGGGGCGAAGAAAUGGAUCACGAACGGAAUAUUCGCCGACUACUGCACCGCCGCUGUUCGAACAGGAGGGCCUGGAACGGCGGGAAUAUCCGCUCUGAUCAUUCCGCUCAAGGCCAAGGGGGUGACGUGCAGAAAGAUUGAGAACUCGGGUGUCACUGCAAGUGGUUCGACCUACAUCGAGUUCGACGACGUCGAGGUGCCCGUGGGCAACAGGCUGGGUAACGAGAAUGAGGGGUUUCCGAUUAUCAUGAACAACUUCAACCACGAGCGGCUGUGGUUGGCUUGCACGGCUCUGCGCAUGGCUCGAGUAUGCGCAGAGGAUGCGUAUCGCCACGCCAUUACUCGCGAGACAUUCGGCAAGCCACUCUUCGCCAACCAAAUCAUCCGGUCCAAGUUUGCUGACAUGGGUCGUCUCAUCGACUCGGCCUACGCGUGGAUGGAGCAACUGGUCUACAUCUCGCAGGCCGCAAAACAAAACAAUGCUCUUGCCGACGCGGCAAUGGGAGGCUUGUUUGCAAAUCUCAAGGUGUUGGCCGGUCGGACGCUGGAAAAGGUCAAUCGCGAGAGCCAGCAGGUGUUGGGUGGCCUCGCAUACUCGAAACAGGGCCGUGGGGCGCGGAUCGAGCAGAUCAGUCGAGACGUGCGAGUUAUGGUCGUCGGAGGAGGCAGUGAGGAGAUCCUGUCCGAGUUGGCUGUGAGCCAGGAGGUCAAGGCGAUGGCCAGAUUGCAGCGGAACAAACUGUAG
Messenger RNA from Aspergillus calidoustus, 1293 nucleotides. NCBI's taxonomy places the organism in Eukaryota, Fungi, Ascomycota, Eurotiomycetes, Eurotiales, Aspergillaceae. The record is from the annotation of a GenBank genome assembly.